AUGCGUGCCUCUCUCUUCCUCAUUGCCUUUUCGGCUCUCGCAGCAGCUCAAUCGUCCACCCAGGCUGUGGAAGUCGGCACUGAGGUUACUACUACUGCCUCUAGUGCCCCGACUGGCACUGACAGCGAGACUGCUGGCACUGGCACUACCUCUCAGCCCGUGAUUCACACCAGCGGCUCUGAGCCCGGAUCCAGCUCCGCCGCUCCUACUAAGUCGAGCAGCGCCGUGAAGAGCACCUCGGCCAGCGCCUCUGAGACUUCCACCAAGACCAAGACCAGCCACCACAAGCCUUCCUCUACCAAUGAUGCCUCUGACUCAGCGUCUUCCUCGAAGGCCUCUGCCACCGGCAGCUCUGCCGAGAACGCCGGUGUUCCCUUGGCUACCGCCGGCCCAAUGGGCCUAGUGGCUGGUGCUGCCAUCGCCAUUUUGCUGUAA
Molecule: messenger RNA, 435 nt
Organism: Aspergillus tanneri
Lineage: Eukaryota; Fungi; Ascomycota; Eurotiomycetes; Eurotiales; Aspergillaceae
Product: putative GPI anchored protein
Exons: 2
Coding region: 1-435 (144 amino acids)
Source: RefSeq, a predicted model, not a curated record